UUACCUUCUUUCACGUUGUUAAUUUUGUCUAGUUCAUAUCAUCAGUAACACUUACCUACUAGGAGAUUCUUUCUCACAGGUCUCCACUGAUGCUCUGUAAUCUGAGUAAAAGAUAUAUCAAGGCAAAAUUACAAAGCUUUAAUUUUAGCCCGGGUUAAUUAAUGGUUUUGUUGGCGGAAAGAGCGAGUGGUCUGUCUGUGCUGCUCCGGAGGCUCGACUGUCAAAGGCGAUAAAUCAGCUGGUUGUUUAAUGAGUCUCGCAGUGGAGCUCGGUGAUGAAUGUGUGGAAUAAGAAGAGAGACCAAGCUGAACAAUGACGUGCUGUCCGCAGUGUGAGUGUGUGUGUGUGUGUGUGUGUGUGCACGCGCGCUAUUUCUAAUGUCAUUACUAAAAGUAGACAGACGGAGAGCGCAGAAGCAGCAGAGUCUGCAGCAUAUGAACUCCACAAGACUCUCCACUGGAACACAAUGAUAUAGAGUCAAGCACAGUUCGCACUUUUAACAACUUUGGGGAGCAAAUGAUCAUGUCAGAACCUGUACGGAAAAUGUUGCGGGCGAAGCUCGUGGUGCUGGGAAGAGAUAACUGUGGAAAGACAGCUCUGUGUGUCAGAUUUAUCACCAGACGUUUCAUUGGAGAGUAUGAACAUAAAAGGGAGGUCACCUACAGGUGUCAGAAAAUUGUGGACAAGGAGGCGAUUGAGCUGGAGAUCUUAGACACUGUUAAUAAGGAAUGUGUAGGUCCUGCGGCGUCCUCUCUGGAGAGUUCCAUUAAAUGGGGUGAUGGGUUUCUCAUUAUGUACUCUGUGACAGAUCACAGCAGUUUUGAGGCUGUGUCGCGCCUGAAGAGACUGAUUGACCACGUUAAACAAACACUCGGUAUUCCAACAGUCAUCGUUGCCAACAAAUGCGACAUGGAGAAUGGCCGAGUGGUGAGGACAGAUGAGGGACAGGCUUUAGCCUCAGACCUGAGGUGCAGUUUCUUUGAGCUGUCUGUGGCAGAGGACGCUUCAGCGGUGCAGGCCGCGUUUGGGCAGCUGGUGCGUGAAGUGCGGCAGGAGUUUCAGCGCCACCUGCUGGCUAUGGACAAGCGCUCGCGGAUGCUGCAGAUGAGACAUGCGCUCAAAAACAAGCUCACACGGAGUAAAACCAUGCAGUGGUGACCAGAAAGACUAAACGCAUUUCGGAUAUGACUACCAUAGUGCUGUAUUCUGGCGUAACAACCUUUCAGAGAACAACAAGUGCCUUAUGGAUUUCCAAAUAGUGUCGUGGACAUUAUGUGUGUGUGUGUUUAUGACAGACAACAUAAAGCAACAAAAAGCAGUGUGUUUUUAAAGGUGAACUGGCACUGGCUCCCUUAAAACACUCCCUACCAUUGUUUGGACAAACAGGUAGUCUCACCUCAAACUUUUGCAACUGACUGAGCCAGAAGCUGACAUCCCUUACCAAAAAGUAGUAUACUUUAUGUAGUAAGUAUACAGAUAUCAGUGUAUAGUAGUAUAUUCGUAAGUGUACUAUUUCAAUACUCCUUGGAACUAAAUUGGCCUACUUUCUUUAAGUAUAACAGUAGUAAACUUUGAGUACAUAACAAGUUUACAUCAAAGUUUUUAGCUUGUACUGCAACUAUACUAAAAGUGGACUUAUAGGUAUACUGAUAGUUUACUAAUUAAAUACUUUUUUAGUAUACUUUGAAGUAUAGUCUCAGUAAACUACUAGUUUAGUAGUUUUAUACUGCAAGUAUACUCGUAAGCUUUCUUUAUGUGAACUUUACAUCAUACUUUAUACUACUAUGUCUCUAUUAGGUAUUCAUUUGUAUAUAUUUUGUUAUAUGAAUAUCUGAACAUACAAAACAUCAAAAGAAAGAACAGGGUAUCUGCUUGUAAACGAAAACAUUUUAUUCUUGCUUCAUGCAUCCUUUUUUAUAAACACUUGAAUCUGGGUAAGUUUUAUAAAUAAAAAAUAAAGAAAUAAACAAAAUUUUGAACAAAAAGCUGAAAAAAGAAGAUGAAUUGGAUUCAGAAUGAUAAUCAAAACUUGACACCCCAAAGCUUGACAGUCAUUAUUACCUCUUCAUCGGUCGACAUUUUAUUCCAUAACGUUACUCAGUUUUGAUGCUGUUUUAUGUCUGAUGAUCGUGUUAGAUUACAUGUGGAAGCAUCUGUUGUUUAGGUUUCUUCUUCGCUUGUGUUUUUUGGAAAUUCUGUACAGAAGAUGUGUACUAGCGUCCCCUACAAUAUGAAAAAAUUCUCAGAGCACAAGUAUAGCUCAAUUAUAUUUAGACUUUUUCUAAGUAUAAGUCAGGUAUACUUAAAUGUCAUUUUUAAGUAUAUUUCUGAGAAGUACAUAAAGCCCAUUUCUGAGAAGUACAUAAAAAGUAGACUAAAAGUACACUUUGCUAUAUAUUUUAGUUUAAAAGAAGUAUACUAAUAGCUCACUUGAAUAAACUUCUUUUUCGUAAGGGAUGUUGGACCAACAAACAGAACAAAGUUAAGAUUCUACAGUAAGCCAACCUCUCUGUGCAUUAAACCGUUUUACUAUAAAGUAUUUCAACAUUUAAAAUGGAUCCUUUUGACCUCUUGAGAUAAGUAUACCUCUUCUUUUGCAUCAAUUUUACUGUAAAUUAUGUCAUUCCAGUGCAACAUUCAUUCUGUAUUUAAAGUGAAUUUUAUGUGCGAGAAGUCAUAAAUGCUUAUUAGGCACCAAAUUUAUUCUGAUAGACUGAGCUUGUCACUUGUAUGAUUAAGUCAUGCUUAAAAAGGCAGGUGAAGCACCUUGUGGUAGAUGAUCUGUCUUCUGACUUGGUAUGUUGAUGCUCUUUUGAUCCAAUUUCAUUGUCAUGUGCCUCUAUGAGAUUGAAAUGUCACGAGGGAACGGAACCAAUUACAUGGUGUUUUUCUAUUUUACACAGCUGUUUAUAGACUUGCUACAUCCUGGCGUUGUGCACAAUCCAUUCUGUGGAGUAAAAUGUUUCCAAAAUGGGUUACAAGACAGUGUAUCAUAAUGCUAAAUUUGUAUUAUUAAUUGUGCAUGUAUUGUUUAAAUGUUCAUUGGUAAGACUGUGUUAAUAUCCAUUUGCUGCUUCAAUGUAAAACAGAUUUAGAGAGAAAAA
Onychostoma macrolepis is the source of this 3104-nucleotide messenger RNA. RefSeq lists its product as uncharacterized. The coding region runs from base 517 to 1158 and encodes 213 amino acids. The transcript has 7 exons. Lineage: Eukaryota; Metazoa; Chordata; Actinopteri; Cypriniformes; Cyprinidae. Gene Ontology annotation, molecular function: GTP binding; GTPase activity. The record is from RefSeq and is a predicted model, not a curated record.